AGUCGCCUGUGCUGAAGAAAACAUAUCAACAGCUGGGAGUUUACCUGUUUAUUUUGCUGUUUGAGAGCCAAAAAAAGGUUUUAAUAUGUACCGAGGAAACUUCCCGCCAAACCCGUACGGUAGCGGUGUCCCAGGGUCACGCAGACCCCCGCCGAAGCCUUUUCCCUCCCCACGCGGACAGGCUCCACAUUGCAGCCCGCAUGGCGGCCGGCCGCCUCCUCCUUUCUUUGGAUCUCCCCAGAUGUUUUUCCCCGGUCAGAGACAAGGUUUCGUCCCGCCUGCUAUGGCUAACCCGCAACCCCGAUUUCGGCCAGGGUUCAGAGACGGACCUCCGAGGUCGGGUUUUGGGCGGGGGGCGUGGGGCAGGGGGAGGGGUGAUCGGGGGCAGGGUGGGUCUGGACUCAAAUUCCAGGAGAACUCACAGGGGUCAAGAUCAGGGCCGAGACUUCAGGAGAGAGAAGUAAACUUUAACCCUCAGCAGUAUUACAAGCACAGCAUGGCAGUCGACCCAUGGCAAGGACUCGAACCAAUUGUCAUGAACAUCCCCGAAGCACAGAGACAUAUAAAGGGCAAGAGUAGGAGAUACUUUACUUGUUGAAUGUCAGGAGACAUUGGACAAAUGGGUCCUAACUUGUGCAGAUCAGAGGGCAGCAGCCUUUGGUCUGUAAGUUGACCAGGAUAUUCACGUGCAGCUGUUUUAUCCCUAAUGAUGAGGGAGUGGCAUCAGUGGUCUUACUCUAUUAUAACAACCGUGGACAUACCUCAAGUCAACACACAAAUCUAACCUGCGGCUGGGAAAACUGAAACACAUCUCAGCAGUUAAAUGGCUGUUUUUUGUGUGUAAGGAGAUAAACUUGUGGACAUUUUUGUAUAGAUACUACGUGUACAUUGGUGCUGAGUUGAGAUCAGUAUACUUUUUUUUUUAUUAUUAUUACUUUUCAAAGUCAAAAUCGUGACUGAUGCUAAUGAUAGUUAUCUAGGAGGUUGAACAUACAUGAUGGUGAAGUGGGCAUUCUUAAAGAAGUGUGAAGAAUGAAGGUCCAGCUUUAAACAUCCUUGGAACAAUCUAACUACAUGUAAAUGUCAACAGACAAAACACAGAUGCCGGUAGUAUGAGAACUACCUUUACCCUUAUUUUAUCAGCUUUGAGACUUUUCUGGAAGUGCAAGUCGGUUAUUGUGUGGCAGUGGAUUUGUGAAUGUUGCGUAUUUUAUUAUGAUUUAGCUGUAGUAGUAGUAGACAGAGACAUUUGGAGAAGCUAUGUUACAGGCAAGCAGAAUUUGAUGAGUGGUUUCAGCCAUAGAGCUACUUUCCAGUAACAGUAACACUGUAGUAAUACGCACAACUCACAUGUUGUACAUACUUUCGGAUGGAUAGAUAUUGACCUACCAUAUCUCUGUAGAACACAACUUCAAGAUCCAUGAAAUAAGAAACUCCACGCAAGGUUAUCAUAGACCACAUGAGUGCCUACAAGUACAAUGUGUAAGCUAAACAGUAUCAGAUCAGUUGUUUCUUUGAUGCCUUCCAAGUGUUCAUAAUUAAAAAUACUACUAAUACUCCAUCAUUCAUAAACAACAACAAUAUUACAUAUAAAAACAAAAAAUCUUACCAAAUUUGGCUGGUAAGAAAGACCUGUAAUUCCUAAGCCCUUUUUCUGCCAUAUAAAGAAUGUAAUGCACGAGUUACUCCAGUCGUGUAUACAGGCUUGACACAAGACUUCACAAAUGCUUCCUGAGUUACAUUUCUACAUUACGGACUUCAAUCUAUGAGUCAGAAAGUUUCAAUAUGUUAUCAUUACAUCAAUACACAAGUUUCUAGUUACAUGUAUCAGUAACAACUGUAUCAUUUGGAAACAUUCUCAAAUUUAGUCAACAAAUGUAAUGAAAACAGGGCAUUUAAUCAAAACCUUGUCAUUACCGGAAAAACAACGUUAACUGUGAUAUAGCAAAUUUUUUUGAGGUCAGCUAAGUAAUGCUGUAAAUGUUCUCAUUUUAAUUUUGAAAAUCUACGAGUAAUACACAUGUACGAUGUAGCUUCCUGGAUACUUGUCUUUCUACAUUUUAAAAUAAAGGCCAAUAACUCACUCACAAACAGCAAACAUUAUUCCUCAUUUCACACCAAAAAAGUUGUUCUGUACUCAUCUGAUCAUUGAAUUUCCAAAAUUGUGAGUUUAGGCCACACC
Branchiostoma belcheri (Belcher's lancelet) is the source of this 2182-nucleotide messenger RNA. Its product is annotated as M-phase-specific PLK1-interacting protein-like. Lineage: Eukaryota; Metazoa; Chordata; Leptocardii; Amphioxiformes; Branchiostomatidae. The record is from RefSeq and is a predicted model, not a curated record. The transcript has 2 exons. Bases 86 to 598 code for a protein of 170 amino acids.